AUCCACAACAUCGUCAGCACGACCAAGAUCAGGUCGAGCGUCAUCCCGCUGAACCUCUCCUACGUCGCCAGCGUGCUCCCCAACAGCUUCUACGACAAGCACAAGUUCGCCGCCAUCACCAUCCGCAUCGACAACCCGACCUGCACCGUCCUGCUGUUCAGCUCGGGGAAGCUGGUCCUCACGGGCUCGCAGAGCUGGUACAAGUGCCUCCACGCCUCGCUGAAGGUGGUGGAGAUGCUGCGCUCGCAUGUCCUCGGGGUUGACUUCUUCGUCGAGGACAUCGUCGUCCAGAACAUCGUGGGCAACGCCAUCAUCGACCUGGAGGGGGGCAAGUCGCUGAACCUGGAGCGGAUGUACAGCGAGCAGUGCUCCAAGUGCACCUUCCAGAAGUCCCUCUUCCCGGGCCUCAUCUUCCGCCCCGACAACUCCCCCGUCGUCCUCCUCUGCUUCGAGAGCGGCAAGGUGGUGAUCACGGGGGGCAAGUGCGUGGACGACGUCGAGCUCGGGUGGAGGCGGCUGUGGCCUGUGGUGAGGAGGUAC
Molecule: messenger RNA, 540 nt
Organism: Guillardia theta CCMP2712
Lineage: Eukaryota; Cryptophyceae; Pyrenomonadales; Geminigeraceae
Exons: 1
Biological process (GO): DNA-templated transcription initiation
Molecular function (GO): DNA binding; general transcription initiation factor activity
Source: RefSeq, a predicted model, not a curated record